CUGAUUCUGACGGAAUGCAUUCGCAGAGAUUUCUCGCGGGGCGUUAUUUCCCAUGCUCGCCGGUGUUUCGUUACGCAAGCUGCAGGUUAAAUCGUCCGUGAGAAGGAACCGGUGUCACCAUCUGCACACAGACUCGUACUACGCCGUUCCAUAACGUUGGCUUGCUUCGGUUCCUUGUGGUGUUGGCCGAUCUGUGUGUUCUUUUUCUUAGACUACUACCAGAGGAUGAGGAUCGAUUCUAUGUGUUCAAGGUGCCGUAGGAUAUAUGUAUGCACAUGCACACAUCAUGUCAAGAUCACUUGUUCAACACGAGUUCUGAAGACAUGGACACGGAUCAGUACAGCGAUGAUGUCAAGUAUGAAGAGGAGUUUAUUGUGAACUCCCGGGACACCAAGCUGUUCGCCUGCUCAUGGACGCCGCACAAUUCAGAGCCCAAAGCUCUGAUCUUCAUCUGCCAUGGGAUUGCAGCAGAGUGCAGUAUAUCAAUGAGAGAUACGGCCUCCCGGUUGGUGUGCGCCGGGUACGCCAUCUACGGGAUAGAUCAUGAGGGCCACGGCAGGUCGUCUGGCCGGAGAUGCUACGUGCCGAACUUCGGCGACAUCGUCGCCGACUGCUCCAGCCAUUUCACCGGUGUCUGCGAUAGGCCGGAGAACAGGGGGAAGAAGCGGUUCCUCUACGGGAUCUCCAUGGGCGGGAGCGUGGCGCUUCUCCUCCACAGGAAGGAGCCGGCCUACUGGGAUGGUGCCGUUCUGCUUGCUCCAUGUGCAAAGAUUUCUGAUGACAUGAGGCCUCAUCCGGUGGUGGUCAGCGCUCUCAAGAUGGUAUGCGCGGUGGCGCCCGGUUGGAGGGUCAUACCCAUCCCGGACAUCAUCGACGAAGUUUGCAAAGGUCCAGAGAUGAGAAAACAGGUUCGCUCCAAUCCGUAUAUUUACAGGGGAAAUCUCCCAUUGAAGACCUGCCAUGAACUCCUCAUGGUGAGCCUCGACAUCGAGAAGAACUUGCACGAGGUGAGCCUGCCGUUCUUGGUCCUGCACGGCGGAGACGACGUGGUGACGGAUCCUUCGGCGAGCAAGCUGCUGUUCGAGGAAGCUUCGAGCGCGGACAAGGCCUUCAAGCUCUACCCUGGGAUGUGGCAUGCGCUCAUGGCAGAGCUCCCUCAGGACGUCGAGCGCGUCUACUCCGACAUCAUCUCUUGGCUGGACAAGAGGGCGAAUUGUGCUGCUAAUGUUUCAAUGAAUACUGGCACGGCAAGCGCCUAGAAGAUGUUAAUUAUGCCUUGGAAAAUAUGCCAAGUGUUUGUUUACUUAGCAGAUGUCAAGUGUUGUUUCAUGCCGCUUGGGCAGGGCAUGAAGGGUCGCAUAAUUUAUGAGAGUGGAUUUUCA
Molecule: messenger RNA, 1382 nt
Organism: Hordeum vulgare subsp. vulgare (domesticated barley)
Lineage: Eukaryota; Viridiplantae; Streptophyta; Magnoliopsida; Poales; Poaceae
Product: caffeoylshikimate esterase-like
Exons: 9
Coding region: 270-1259 (329 amino acids)
Cellular component (GO): membrane
Molecular function (GO): lipase activity
Source: RefSeq, a predicted model, not a curated record